Molecule: messenger RNA, 648 nt
Organism: Drechmeria coniospora
Lineage: Eukaryota; Fungi; Ascomycota; Sordariomycetes; Hypocreales; Ophiocordycipitaceae
Product: N-adenine-specific DNA methyltransferase
Exons: 5
Coding region: 1-648 (215 amino acids)
Molecular function (GO): protein-lysine N-methyltransferase activity
Source: RefSeq, a predicted model, not a curated record
AUGACCGACUCCGAUGACGAGAUAGCGUUGUCUGCCGACACACUGGCUGCGUUGGCCGAGUUCCAUGCAGAACGGGAUUCGGCACAGGCCAAGUUCAAGGAGCUUCAGGCCGAGGCUGAGGUGGAAAAUGGCCCAUUGUCAAUGGAGGCAUUUGGCGAGGAUUGGAACGAGUCCCAGUUUUGGUAUUCAAAUGAGACUGCUAGUGCCCUGGCCCAUCAGCUGCUCGAUGGUGCAAGAAGUAGGACAAGCAUUGGGGUCAUCUCGACCCCGAGUGCGUUCGUGGCCCUCAAGAACAUCUUGAGAACGAGACCGGAAAGCGAACGUCCACGGCUGGUGCUGUUGGAGCACGAUCAUCGUUUUCGUGUCUUUGAGGAAUUCGUCUACUAUGACUUUCAGAAGCCUCUUGAACUUCCUGUGGCCAUGACCGUGCGGUGGCUCCUCAAGACGAGAAUCCCGGAGCUCCCCGCGCCCCAGGUGAUUUUGAACACGGGAGAAAGACUCAAUCAGCUCAUUGCGAAGGUCUACCGGCCGUUUGGCCUUCGACCAACGACAUUUAUGCUGAAGCACGCACGGGGGCUGAGCAACGAGUUCUAUUGCUACGCCAACUUCGAAUGUCCUACGUGGACGUGGUUGCCCGAAACAGCGUGA